GGCUGAAUGGCUUAUAGCUCAGCCAAUCGCAGAAGCUCGGGAUGCUUAAAAGGGCUGGCGCGGAGAGAGGCUGGGAAGAACCCACAGGGAGACCCACAGACACAUAGACACGGGAGAGAGAGGAGGAGAGAGACAGAGACAAAGGCACAGCGGAAGGAGCCAGAGACAGGGCAGGCACAGAGGCAAAGCCAGACAGUCCGAGGGAGCCCAGAAGGAGAGACCAGAGAAGCUGCAGAAGACACGGGCAGGGAGAGACAAAGACCCAGGAGAGGAGGGGGUGUGAGAGGAGAGUUUGGAGGAGCCAGGCCACUAGGCGCCUCUCCUAAGCCUAAGGGCCAAGUUUUCUCCAUCUCCUCUGAAGGUCCCCAGCCCCUCCGAAAACUCUGCCUCUGACCCUGGCACAAGUCCGAGCCCCCAGGCUGCAGAGACGAGCUUUCCAAAGCCAGGGCGGGCAGAACUUGGUGCCCAGACGGCCUCAAUCCCUCCCAGCUGCAGCACCAGUGCCAUGUCCCGGACGGACGGGCAUCCCAGGAGGGGCUUGGCGGGGUGCUGGCUGUGGGGAGUCCAACCCCGCCUGCUGCUCCCCAUCGUGCCCAUCUCUGGGCUGGUGGGGCGGGUGCUGCUGCUGCUGCUGCCGCUGGCCUCCCUCCUGCCCUCCGCCCGGCCGGCCGGCCCCCUCCCCCGGGAGGAGGAGAUCGUGUUUCCAGAGAAGCUCAAUGGCAGCGUCCUGCCUGGUUUGGGCGCCCCUGCCAGGCUUCUGUACCGCUUGCCAGCCUUUGGGGAGACGCUGCUGCUAGAGCUGGAGCAGGACCCCGGCGUGCGGGUCGAGGGGCUGACGGUGCAGUACCUGGGCCAAGCACCUGAGCUGCUGGGAGGGGCCGAGCCAGGCACCUACCUCACCGGCACCAUCAACGGAGAUCCAGAGUCGGUGGCAUCUCUGCAUUGGGACGGGGGAGCCCUGUUAGGGGUGCUGCAGUAUCGGGGGACCGAACUCCACAUCCAACCCCUGGAGGGAGGCACCCUUAACUCUGCCGGGGGGCCUGGGGCUCACAUCUUACGUCGGAAGAGUCCUGCCAGCGGCCAGGGCCCCAUGUGCAACGUCAAGGCUCCUCCCGGGAAUCCCAGCCCCAGCCCUCGAAGAGCCAAGCGCUUUGCUUCGCUGAGUAGAUUUGUGGAGACUCUGGUCGUGGCUGAUGACAAGAUGGCAGCAUUUCACGGCGCAGGGCUGAAGCGCUACCUGCUGACUGUUAUGGCCGCGGCCGCCAAGGCCUUCAAGCACCCAAGCAUCCGCAACCCCGUCAGCUUGGUGGUGACUCGGCUCGUGAUUCUGGGGCCAGGCGAGGAAGGGCCCCAAGUGGGGCCCAGUGCCGCCCAGACCCUGCGCAGCUUCUGCGCCUGGCAGCGAGGACUCAACACCCCUGAGGACUCGGACCCUGACCACUUUGACACGGCUAUUCUGUUCACCCGGCAGGACCUGUGCGGGGUCUCUACUUGUGACACUCUGGGCAUGGCUGAUGUGGGCACUGUGUGUGACCCAGCUCGGAGCUGUGCCAUUGUGGAGGAUGAUGGGCUCCAGUCGGCCUUCACUGCUGCUCAUGAACUGGGUCACGUCUUCAACAUGCUCCAUGACAACUCAAAGCCAUGUGUUGGUCUGAAUGGGCCUGGGAGCACCUCCCGCCACGUCAUGGCUCCUGUGAUGGCUCACGUGGACCCCGAGGAGCCCUGGUCCCCCUGCAGUGCCCGCUUCAUCACUGACUUCCUGGACAAUGGCUACGGGCACUGUCUCUUAGACAAGCCAGCUGCUCCCCUGCAUCUGCCUGUGACUUUCCCUGGCAAGGACUAUGACGCUGAUCGCCAGUGCCAGCUGACCUUCGGGCCCGACUCACACCACUGUCCACAGCUGCCGCCACCCUGUGCUGCCCUCUGGUGCUCUGGCCACCUCAAUGGCCACGCCAUGUGCCAGACCAAGCACUCACCCUGGGCUGAUGGCACCCCCUGCGGGCCGGCCCAGGCCUGCAUGGGGGGCCGCUGCCUCCACGUGGACCAGCUUCAGGACUUCAAUAUCCCACAGGCUGGUGGCUGGGGCCCCUGGGGGUCAUGGGGCGACUGCUCCCGGAGCUGCGGGGGCGGUGUCCAGUUCUCUUCCCGGGACUGCACGCGGCCGGUCCCCCGGAAUGGUGGCAAGUACUGUGAGGGCCGCCGCACCCGCUUCCGCUCCUGCAACACCCAGGACUGCCCCACUGGCUCAGCACUGACCUUCCGUGAGGAGCAGUGUUCUGCUUACAACCACCGCACUGACCUCUUCAAGAGCUUCCCGGGGCCCAUGGACUGGGUGCCCCGCUACACGGGCGUGGCCCCGCGGGACCAGUGCAAGCUGACCUGCCAGGCCCGCGCCCUGGGCUACUACUAUGUGCUGGAGCCGCGGGUGGUCGAUGGGACUCCCUGUUCCCCGGACAGCUCCUCCGUCUGUGUUCAAGGCCGCUGCAUCCAUGCUGGCUGUGACCGUGUCAUUGGCUCCAAAAAGAAGUUUGACAAGUGCAUGGUGUGCGGUGGGGACGGUUCUAGCUGCACUAAACAGUCUGGCUCCUUCAGAAAAUUCAGGUACGGAUACAACAACGUGGUCACUAUCCCUGCGGGGGCCACGCAUAUCCUCGUCCGGCAGCAGGGGGCCCCUGGUGUCCGGAGCCUCUACCUGGCCCUGAAGCUUCCAGAUGGCUCCUACGCCCUCAACGGUGAAUACACGCUGAUGCCCUCGCCCACGGAUGUGGUCUUGCCCGGCGCGGUCAGUCUGCGCUACAGCGGGGCCACUGCCGCCUCUGAGACACUGUCAGGCCACGGGCCGCUGGCCCAGCCCUUAACGCUGCAGGUCCUGGUAGCCGGCGACCCCCAGAAGGCUCGCCUGCGGUACAGCUUCUUCGUGCCCCAGCCGGCCCCGUCCACACCGCGUCCCCCUCCCCAGGACUGGCUGCACCGCAAGGCGCAGAUUCUGGAGAUCCUCCGGCGGCGCCCCUGGGCGGGCAGGAAAUAGCCUCAUCAUCCCCGCUGCCCUUCCCGGGCACCGGGGCCUCGGACUGAGUUCCAGAAAGAGGGGGCUUCUGUGGCUGCCUCACACGGACACAUGGACACAGCGGGGAGGGCUGAGAGGAUGAGGCCUUCCCUCCUCCCCGCCCCAUGCGAUGCGCAGGCUGGCCCUGCCCUGGUUUCCUGCCCUGGACGGCAGGGACGGGUGGUGGAUGGAAGGGGCUGGGAGACCAUCCCCAUCUAAACUGCCCCCUCUGCCCUGCGGGUCACAGGAGGGAGGGGGAAGCCAGUAGGGGGGCCGUUGUAUUUAUUUAGUAUUUAUUCACUUUUAUUUAGCACCAGGGAAGGGGAUGAGGGCUAGGGUCCUGGGGAAACUGACUUCCACCCCUCAUAACCCUCACCCUGGCUAGGAAAUCCAGGGUGGCGGUGAUAGGCAUAACUGAUCUGUGCGUGUGUGUGAGUGUGUGUGUGAGUGUGUGUGUGUGUGUUCACGUAUGAGGUACAUCCUGCCCUUGCUUUCCUCUCCCAGAAUUCUGUUUUCUGGGAAAGGAAGAGUCAAGAGUAGAAUAAGCCUUCAGGGAGUAAGGGAUUAUCAUAUUUUUAAAAUAUAUAUUGACUUUGCUAUUUAUGUGCUCCUUUCGGACUCAGACAGAUGUGGGUUGCACCCUGACUCCACGUCUCUGAACAUUAGUUUCCUCGUUUGCCAAUAACAGUACCUCCCUUGGAAAUGUGUUGUGAGGCCUAAAUAGUUAAAUAAAGAACUGCAUCACACCUGGCCCUGGGUCAGCGCCCAGCACAUGGCAGCCGCCCUUAGUCAGCACUAGGACCGCCUUGCUGCCCGCUCCGCUGCCCGUGGGGUUUGCAGCACCCCUGAAGGUGGCUAAGCUCUCGCCAGUGGUGCCUGCCCUCACCCCAGGCCGAGUUCCUCCGGCUGGCAGAACACUGUCCUGGAUUCUGAGGGACGAUCGGAGAAAGGACAAUUGCAUACCUGAUCACUGGAGACCUCCAAUCAACAGAGAUGUCCUAAAUACUGGGCUCCGGGCGCAACUGAUAAGAACAGGAAAGUGCAAAGAAAACAGGACUGGCUAUGUCCACGCCAACAGGCACUUAGGAAUGAGAGCUCUAGGGGAGCCCUGGGGCCGUCAUCCUCGAAGGGAGAGUGUUGGAGAGGGGAGCCCAUGGGUCCGAGUCAGACCUCGGGUUCAGUGUCUUAUUAGCUGUGGUAUUGGGUAAGUCACUGACGCCGAGCCUUAAGUGGCUCGUACGUGUACGGGGGCCGAUGAUGCCUGUCCCCACCGGGUUGUUCGGGAACAAAUGACACAAUAUUUUCAAAACAGUAAAGGCUGAACCAUGUGAGAGGUUACCCUAUGACUACUGAGUGAUUGGGACGGGGCCCCCAGAAUCAACCGGUGUCCACACAGCAGACUUCGCUGCAGGUGUGAGGUUAGAGUGGGAUUUAAUAAAGAGGAGCAGGACCUGG
Molecule: messenger RNA, 4501 nt
Organism: Ailuropoda melanoleuca (giant panda)
Lineage: Eukaryota; Metazoa; Chordata; Mammalia; Carnivora; Ursidae
Gene: ADAMTS4
Product: ADAM metallopeptidase with thrombospondin type 1 motif 4
Exons: 9
Coding region: 506-3028 (840 amino acids)
Biological process (GO): extracellular matrix organization; proteolysis
Cellular component (GO): extracellular matrix
Molecular function (GO): metalloendopeptidase activity
Source: RefSeq, a predicted model, not a curated record